AUGGGUUCUUGGAAAACUCUUCUCUUCUCCCCUUUUCUUCUGUGGAGUCAAAGGAAAGGGUUGAGGUUGAUGUUCCUGUUACUGACCCUGCAUCUGGGAAACUGUGUUGAUAAAGCAGAUGAUGAAGAUGAUGAGGAUUUAACAGUGAACAAAACUUGGGUCUUGGCACCAAAGAUUCAUGAAGGAGAUAUAACACAAAUUCUCAAUUCCUUGCUUCAAGGCUAUGACAAUAAACUUCGCCCAGAUAUAGGAGUGAGGCCCACAGUAAUUGAAACUGAUGUUUACGUAAACAGCAUUGGACCAGUUGAUCCCAUAAAUAUGGAAUACACAAUAGAUAUAAUUUUUGCCCAAACCUGGUUUGAUAGUCGUCUAAAAUUCAAUAGUACCAUGAAAGUGCUUAUGCUUAACAGUAAUAUGGUUGGAAAAAUUUGGAUUCCUGACACUUUCUUCAGAAACUCAAGAAAAUCUGAUGCUCAUUGGAUAACAACUCCUAAUCGUCUUCUUCGAAUUUGGAAUGAUGGACGAGUUCUAUAUACUCUAAGAUUGACAAUUAAUGCAGAAUGUUACCUUCAGCUUCAUAACUUUCCUAUGGAUGAACAUUCAUGUCCAUUGGAAUUUUCAAGUUAUGGAUACCCUAAAAAUGAAAUUGAGUAUAAGUGGAAAAAGCCUUCUGUAGAAGUGGCUGAUCCUAAAUACUGGAGAUUAUAUCAAUUUGCAUUUGUAGGGUUACGGAACACAACUGAAAUCUCUCACACAAUCUCUGGGGACUAUAUUAUCAUGACAAUUUUUUUUGACCUGAGCAGACGAAUGGGAUAUUUUACUAUUCAGACCUACAUUCCAUGUAUUCUGACAGUUGUUCUUUCUUGGGUGUCUUUUUGGAUCAAUAAAGAUGCAGUACCUGCAAGAACAUCACUGGGUAUCACUACAGUUCUGACUAUGACAACUCUGAGUACAAUUGCCAGGAAGUCCUUACCUAAGGUUUCUUAUGUGACUGCGAUGGAUCUCUUUGUUUCUGUUUGUUUCAUUUUUGUUUUUGCAGCUUUGAUGGAGUAUGGUACCUUGCAUUAUUUUACCAGCAACAAAAAAGUUAAGCCUACUAGAGAAAGAAAGCUAAAAAAUAAGGCUUCGAUGUCCUCUGGACUCCAUCCAGGAUCUACUCUCAUUCCAAUGAAUAGCCUUUCUCUGCCGCAAGAAGAUGAUUAUGGGUACCAGUGUUUGGAGGGCAAAGAUUGUGCCAGCUUCUUCUGUUGCUUUGAAGACUGCAGAACAGGAUCAUGGAGGGAAGGGAGGAUACAUAUACGCAUUGCCAAAAUUGAUUCCUAUUCUCGAAUAUUUUUCCCAACAGCUUUUGCCCUGUUCAAUCUGGUUUACUGGGUUAGCUAUCUUUACUUAUAA
Mesoplodon densirostris (Blainville's beaked whale) is the source of this 1395-nucleotide messenger RNA. RefSeq names its product gamma-aminobutyric acid type A receptor subunit gamma1 (gene GABRG1). The transcript has 9 exons. Gene Ontology annotation, biological process: regulation of postsynaptic membrane potential; signal transduction; monoatomic ion transmembrane transport. Lineage: Eukaryota; Metazoa; Chordata; Mammalia; Artiodactyla; Ziphiidae. The record is from RefSeq and is a predicted model, not a curated record. Gene Ontology annotation, molecular function: transmitter-gated monoatomic ion channel activity involved in regulation of postsynaptic membrane potential; inhibitory extracellular ligand-gated monoatomic ion channel activity; benzodiazepine receptor activity. Bases 1 to 1395 code for a protein of 464 amino acids. Gene Ontology annotation, cellular component: postsynapse; synapse; neuron projection.